AUGACUUGGGGACUACUGUUGUAUGCGGGGUUCGUGGUUGUCGUGGUUAUUCUGCCUUGGAAGGGAAGUGGUUUCCCACCGUUGUACAAUUUCAUCAAUUUGGUUGUGUUUAAUUGCCUCGCUUUUCUUGCCGCCGCGUCCCACGCAAGAGCAAUGCUCACAGAUCCAGGAGCAGUUCCGAAAGGUAGCGCCACCCGUGAAAUGAUGCAGAAAAUGGGUUUUGAGGAAGGCGAUGUCGUUUUCAAGUGUCCCAAGUGUUGCUCUAUCAAGCCGGAACAAGCUCAUCAUUGUUCAUCAUAUAGAUGCAUUAAAAAGAUGGAUCAUCAUUGCCCGUGGGUGAAUAACUGUGUCAGUGAAAAGAAUCAGAAAUAUUUCGUUCUGUUCACGUUUUACAUUGCUGUGAUAUCUGUUCACGCCCUGUUCCUUCAGUGGCGGGGGGCGGUUUUCAGUGAAUACUCCUCUCCAGCAUUGGUGAUCUUCAUGCUCUUUUUGCUUAUUGAAGGCCUAUCAUUUGCAAUUUUCACUGCGAUUAUGUUUGGUUCGCAAAUCAGCGCAAUAUGGAAUGAUGAAACGGGAAUCAAAGCAUUAAAAAAAGAGUAUGGAGUUGGACUCGUCAGGCAAAGUGGAAGAGUGUUCAGGCUGUAUUCAGUGAGAAGUUCGGGCUUUCUUGGUUCUCCCCCUUCUCAUCUGUUGAAUAAAGCAAUGCUCACAGAUCCAGGAGCAGUUCCGAAAGGUAACGCCACCCGUGAAAUGAUGCAGAAAAUGGGUUUCGAGGAAGGCGAUGUCGUUUUCAAAUGUCCCAAGUGUUGCUCUAUCAAGCCGGAACGAGCUCUAUGGCGGGGGGCGGUUUUCAGUGAAUACUCCUCUCCAGCAUUGGUGAUCUUCAUGCUGUUUUUGCUUAUUGAAGGCCUAUUAUUCGCGAUUUUCACUGCGAUGAUGUUUGGUUCGCAAAUCAGCGCAGUAUGGAAUGAUGAAACGGGAAUCGAAGCAUUAAAAAAAGAGUAUGGGAGUUGGACUCGUCAGGCGAAGUGGAAGAGUGUUCAGGCUGUAUUCGGUGAGAAGUUCGGGCUUUCUUGGUUCUCCCCCUUCUCAUCUGUUCAAUAA
Notodromas monacha is the source of this 1104-nucleotide messenger RNA. The record is from the annotation of a GenBank genome assembly. Lineage: Eukaryota; Metazoa; Arthropoda; Ostracoda; Podocopida; Cyprididae.